Molecule: messenger RNA, 2581 nt
Organism: Corythoichthys intestinalis (scribbled pipefish)
Lineage: Eukaryota; Metazoa; Chordata; Actinopteri; Syngnathiformes; Syngnathidae
Gene: c14h1orf35
Product: chromosome 14 C1orf35 homolog
Exons: 8
Coding region: 946-1740 (264 amino acids)
Source: RefSeq, a predicted model, not a curated record
CAAGCGUGCCCGAGCUCGCAAACGCAAGUACAAUAAAUUAAUACGUUAAUUUACCGUGCUGCACUCCCGUACCGUCCACUGCUGUGUCCUUCAUCACACCGUUUCCUGACUUGGUUGCUGUUGUGUCGUUUUCGGUCCGGUGUAUUUGCUUAUCUAAUUCAUCGCUCACGCCGAGUUGAACCCACGUAGCCGCUGCGCUAUUUGAGCCCCCCUUCAACUAUAUGUCAACAUGCUGGGCUUUGUGGAAGGCCACUGCGUUUAAGUAGAAUUUACCACUAUCUUUGGAUUGUAUCCCAAUUAUUUCAGGAUAAUCGUAAAUAUUUUAAAGAUCCAAAAGUGGGUGUAAUAUAAACUGGAUUAGAAUUUUGUCAUAUUUAACCAAUCCGUUUUUUAAAGGGCAUUCACUGUAUUGAUGAGAUGUUCUACUUACACAAGAAGUUAUCUACAAAAGUGCUCAACCUUUUCUGACCCAAGUUACUCAUUUCGCUUUACUUCCAGCUCAGUAACCCCACCCGACAAAAUGCCACAUCAAGUUAGACAAAAUAUCAAAGCUUUUACUCAGUGUACAGUUUUGGCCAGUUUAAAAAAAACAAGUCCAAAAUAAGUAUGAAUGCCGGACUCGUUCUCUCAACGUCUGAUCAGCUCAGAUACAUGAAAAUCAUAACUGAACGUGCUCUCAACUUGCUGACUCGGAAGUUAGAGGACAACAUAAGUCUGCAAUUAAUGAAUUUCAUAAUCCCUGAGACAAAAAACUAGCUCUGAGGAUUGACGCGUAUACACAUCCCUAGAAUAUACCUACCAAAUUCAUUGUGAUUAUCCAUGAGUAAUGAAGUCAUAGCAAAUUUAGUUAGUGUCCUCACCAAGAACAACAAGUACAAAGCAAGCAAGUUUCUGAGACCUCCCUCUGGAUGGUCUCAAAGCUGAUAUUCUUGCCGUAAUUCUCUAAUGGCUCCAGUGGGUCGAUGGCAAAAAGGCAAAGACCUAACAUGGUACGCCAAAGACAAAACUGGACGUGCCCGGACCAAAGAAGAAGAGCUUGCAGCUGUGAAGGCCGCCGAACAUGACGCAUUGAUGGCUGCCCUAGGACAUAAGGUUAUAAAGAGACAACCCACGGGACUGACCAAAGAGGACUUGGCAGAUAUUUGUAGGAGAGAAGAAGAUGACGGUGAAGAAAGGAAUGUGGAUCGCAUCUCAGGCUUAGGGAGCUCCAGUGCCAGCUCACGGAAAGUGGUCCUCUCCCAGAAGGAAAAAGAGGCUGUUAAAAUGGGCCUGCCAGUUUUUACACACCAUAAGACUGCAAAUCGCCCCGAAACCUUGACAGCAAAGUCAUCAGAGAGUGCAGAAAAAGAAGUAGUAGAGCAAUGUCAGGAGAGCAAGAAGAAAAAGAAAGAAAAGAAGAGCAAAAAGGAGAAGAAGAAGAAGAAGAAAAGUAAGAGGAAAAGAAGUGACUCAUCCUCCUCAGAUUCAGAUGACGAAAGAAAAAGGCCGCGAAAGGACCACCACCAUCCUAAUCCAUCAUACCACAGUCAGAGUGGAGCCAGAACCCAUGACAGCCAUUCAAGGGGGGGACCAAAAGCAGAGCGACAGUCUCCCCGCCCCCGUCAUCGGCAGCAGCGCCAUGACACAGACUCCUCUGACGGGGGGUCCCCUGUCCGGCGUAACCCCUCGGGCCGCAAGACGGCCCCUGACGGUGCCGCACAAUGCCGCGGGCAACGCCAUGACACGGACUCGGACAGCUAAUAUGCUUCCAAACCGCGCGGCCCCACCCUGCACCUCCCUCCUACUCUCCUACUCAUAAAAGAUGCUCUUGAGAAGCUUGACCGCUCCUGAAGACCUCAUUUACCUCAUGAAGGCUUUGUGGGUUGGAUUGGUAGAUAGCCUUUUUUUUUUUUUUUUUUUUUUUUAAACUACUUUUCAUUGAUUAAACCUGUAUUAGCAAUCCGUUUUAGCCUUUAGUGUUUUUUUGGGACAUGUUACUAACACUAAUAAAGUGUUGCUACUAACAUAAUUCUUAAAGGCUGGAACAGGAAAAUCAUUCAAUCAAUUUAUUGCAUACAUGUAAAACAUAAAAUACAAUCUGUUACUGUCAGUUACAUUGCAUACAUGAAAUAGUUUUGACAAGCAGUUGCUAACAUAAAAUCGCUGAUUAAUUUAGUAAGAAGACCUACAAUUUUGAUAGCCAACUCCAUGAUAUGUGGCAUUUCUAAUUGGUGAGUAGUUGUCCUUUUUAAUUAAUUUAUUUUUUAAUUCUCGUAAACCGGUUAAGGUAUCCUUGUUCUCAUGUUACCAAGCAGACAAUUGGCAUUCAGCCAAAGUGUAACCCCUAACGAUAAGCAUGAACAUGACCAGACCCUCCCUAACAAUCUAAAUGGCAUCAUCAGUCGUCUUCAAGGGGUGAGUAAUUUCACUAUUUAAAUUAUUCUGUGUUUGAAAUUUCCUUUUACAAAAAUAAUAUAAAAUGUCGCUGAUCAAUUUAAUCAUUUACUGUAUGUUGGCAUCAACGCAGAAUGGACAAAAAUCACUUUGUACUGAUUUAUAUGGGAAAAUCUGUAUUGAAAUGAUGAUUUAAAAUUAUUUUGUA